Physella acuta is the source of this 460-nucleotide messenger RNA. Its product is annotated as shematrin-like protein 2. NCBI's taxonomy places the organism in Eukaryota, Metazoa, Mollusca, Gastropoda, Physidae. The record is from RefSeq and is a predicted model, not a curated record.
AUAGACGAAAGGUCACCACAAAUUCUAAGUCGAUUCGCCUUUGCCUUGGUAAGCACAGAUCCAAAGCCAUACAUCAUGUCUAAGAUUGCCCUCGCUAUCCUGGCCCUCGCCGUUCUCUCCAUGAGCGCACAAGCCAGCUUCUACGGCGGUUUAGGCGGUCUGGGCUACGGUGGAUUCGGUGGUCUCUAUGGCGGAUUCGGAGGACUUGGAUUCGGUGGACUUGGAUACGGCGGUCUUGGUUUCGGCGGUUUCGGAUACGGCGGUUUGGGAUUUGGAGGUCUUGGAUACGGAGGUUUGGGAUAUGGAUUCGGCAAAAGUCUCUACUACUAAAUUCGGCGCUUUGUUAGAUAAGGACUAAAAUUAAUUCAAAAUUGAUUUGAACUGUGUUUGGUAUUGAAACUUCAUUAGAAUAUAAUAAAUAAAAAAGUCUUUUAAUAAUGGUGUUCGUUAUGUUGUAUAU